Messenger RNA from Suricata suricatta (meerkat), 792 nucleotides. It is a transcript of the gene HSCB, whose product is annotated as HscB mitochondrial iron-sulfur cluster cochaperone. Gene Ontology annotation, cellular component: mitochondrion. Gene Ontology annotation, biological process: protein complex oligomerization; [2Fe-2S] cluster assembly. NCBI's taxonomy places the organism in Eukaryota, Metazoa, Chordata, Mammalia, Carnivora, Herpestidae. The record is from RefSeq and is a predicted model, not a curated record. Bases 37 to 744 code for a protein of 235 amino acids. The transcript has 6 exons. Gene Ontology annotation, molecular function: protein-folding chaperone binding; ATPase activator activity.
CCCACAGGUGACCACGGCGAGGUAGGCCGCGGCCAGAUGUGGAGCGGGAGGACCGGCGCCUUGUUCCGGGCGUGGGGGCUGUGGCCCGCAGGGGUCCUCGGGCGGAGACCGCUAGGCUGCAAUGCUGCGUCUGUGGCAGGAAACAAUUCUCCCCAGUGUUGGAACUGCGGCGGCCCAGGGGGCCCCAUGCGGGGAGAAGAGUUCUUCUGCCCACAGUGCCGCGCGCUGCAGCCACCUGACCCCACUCGAGAUUACUUCAGCCUUAUGGACUGCAACCGUGCCUUCAGAUUGGACACAGCAAAGCUCCAGGAUAGGUACCAGCAACUACAGCGUCUGGUCCACCCAGAUUUCUUCAGCCAGAGGUCUCAGACUGAGAAAGACUUCUCAGAGAAGCAUUCGACCCUGGUGAAUGAUGCCUAUAAGACCCUUCUGGCCCCGCUGAGCAGGGGACUAUACCUUCUAAAGCUCCAUGGAGUAGAGAUUCCUGAAGGUACAGAUUAUGAAAUGGACCAGCAGUUCCUUAUGGAAAUAAUGGAAAUCAAUGAAAAACUUGCAGAAACUCAAAGUGAAGCUGCUAUGAAAGAGAUGGAAUCUAUUGUCAGAGCUAAACAGAAGGAAUUGACUGACCGUGUGAGCAGAGCUUUUGAACAAGAUGAUUUUGAAAAAGCCAAGGAAAUUUUAACAAAGAUGAGAUACUUUUCAAAUGUAGAAGAAAAGAUCAAGUUAAAGAAGAUUCCUCUCUAAUGAUUACUAGUUUAAAAGUUUUAAAAAUAAAGUUCUUGUAUAUUUCUU